AUGCCAACACCAUGGAUAUGUCGCACCUGCACAAGAGCAUUGCGUAGGCCUCAAACACGCCAAUUCAUUCGCUUCGCAAGCAAUGAAGCCCUCCUCGCACCAGCCCUCCUCCAACGCGCCCAGUCCUUGACCACCGAACACGACACCCUCCAAAAGAACCUAAACUCCUCCUUCGAUUCCCAAACAGCUAAACGCGUCGGCGAACUUUCCCGCGUGGCAGAAGCCCUGAAAGCAUGGGAAAAGUCACAAUCCAGCGUCAAAGAGCUGACGCAGAUGCUCGACGACGCAAGCACAGAUGAAGACCUCGCCGCGAUUGCACGAGACGAAUUAUCCUCCGAAACAGGCCAGCUUGAAGCAUUAGCUAGGAAACUGGAAGCUAGUCUAACGCCUAGACAUCCAUUCGCUGAGUUUCCUUGCAUGUUGGAGUUCAGGCCCGGACCAGGCGGCUUGGAGGGAAGAUAUUUUAUGGACACGCUGUUCAAGAUGUACAAGGCGCUUUGUAUGCGACGAGGAUACAGACAUACGGUGGUGAAAUACGAAUUUGCGGACGGAGCAGGAGAUUCUUCUAGUUCGGCUGGCGAGAAUCCUCUUCAGGAAGCUAUUCUCGAAGUCCACGACACAGGUGCUUUCGACAUCUUCCGCAGCGAAGCAGGCAUGCAUCGCGUGCAACGCAUCCCCAGCACCGAAACAAAAGGUCGUGUGCACACUUCCGCCGUGGCCGUCUGGGUUUUACCGUCAUUCCCUGAGAACGGCGCUACGAGCAUCGACUUUGACGAUCCGGAGAGUGAUUUCUACGUUAAUCCGCAAGAAGUCAAGAUUGAAACGAUGAGGGCACGCGGUGCAGGUGGACAGCAUGUUAAUAAGACGGAGUCAGCCAUUCGAAUGACGCAUUUACCUACCGGAACAACAGUUUCAAUGCAAGACCACCGAUCACAGCAACGCAACAGGGAAGAAGCAUGGAAACUCCUCCGAUCCCGAAUCGCAGAUCAAAGAAGAGAACAGCGCGAGGAAGAAGCGUCGCAGUUGAGAAACAGUGUUCUUUCCAAGACGCAGAUUACACGAGGCGAUAAGAUCCGCACGUACAAUUACAACCAGGACCGAUGUACUGAUCAUCGUGCUGGGAUUGAUGUGCAUGGUCUUCCGAAUGUGCUGGAGGGUGGUGAGAAGUUGGACAGGAUCAUGGAUGGUGCGAAGGAUUGGUUGGUUGGGAAGGAUAUUGAACUACUUGUUGCAGAGGAGGCGAUUAAGGAGAAUGAGAAGAGCAAGGGAUCAAAAUAG
Messenger RNA from Fusarium coffeatum, 1278 nucleotides. RefSeq lists its product as uncharacterized. The transcript has 2 exons. NCBI's taxonomy places the organism in Eukaryota, Fungi, Ascomycota, Sordariomycetes, Hypocreales, Nectriaceae. Gene Ontology annotation, biological process: translational termination. Gene Ontology annotation, molecular function: translation release factor activity. The coding region runs from base 1 to 1278 and encodes 425 amino acids. The record is from RefSeq and is a predicted model, not a curated record.